This is a messenger RNA of Strongylocentrotus purpuratus (purple sea urchin), 2217 nucleotides long. It is a transcript of the gene gpcpd1, whose product is annotated as glycerophosphocholine phosphodiesterase GPCPD1. The transcript has 18 exons. NCBI's taxonomy places the organism in Eukaryota, Metazoa, Echinodermata, Echinoidea, Camarodonta, Strongylocentrotidae. The coding region runs from base 214 to 2076 and encodes 620 amino acids. Gene Ontology annotation, molecular function: glycerophosphocholine phosphodiesterase activity; starch binding. Gene Ontology annotation, biological process: glycerophospholipid catabolic process. The record is from RefSeq and is a predicted model, not a curated record.
GGUAUUGGUGCGCGUGCGCGUGUGGAUUCAAUCGGAUCACGAAUCGUCUGCAUCUUGCUGGUCGAGUAAAUAAAAACAUUGCAGAAUUGCAGCAAAGGCCCGCAAAGAUAUACCCAUCUGCGAGUUAAGUUUUCAUCCGUGUGUUCAAAAGGAGACUAUCACUAUACCUAUUCGGUUUAUACAUUUUGGUGGUGUGUACUAUUAUGAGAAAAGAUGAUGCUCCAAACUUUCCAAGUGAACUAUGAACCCUGCCAUGAGAAUGAAGUGGUCUGUAUCACCGGCAGUGUUCCAUCCUUGGGUUCUUGGUCUCCUCUUGCUUUACAACCCAUGACCAAAGAUCUCUCAGGAUCAAGAUGGACAUGCGACAUAGAUGUAGAAGCAGCAAAAGGGUCAGUCAUUCAGUACCGUUAUGCUGUCUGCAACUUCAUGUGCUCGUCAACUCCUCAAAUUCUCCAAUGGGAAACAAAUCUCUCUCCGCGACAGAUCAGUGUGUCUGAGAAGACCUGCUCCACAGGAUUGGAAACCUUUGGAAAGUAUGGAGAAUGCAGUGUGCAGAGAGGCCCAUUAGUAGCUACCAGAGAAAUCCAUUUGAUGUUUGAGAAAGCAAACCUCACCAGUCUGACAUCCAGUUUGAAUUCAAGCCACUGUCGUCUUGGUAUAAAGGCCAUAGAUAUCACAAACUCUACUUGUCCCGUUCCUGUCCUUGUUCAUAAUCUGAGUGAGAAUGAUAUCUCCCCUAGACCACAGUGUGAGCAUGGAGAGAUGUUAGAAACAAGCUCAGAUGUUCUUCUUUUCUCCACCCAAGGUUUACCCACAAACCACGAAGUGAAAUUCAUCAUUCAGCUGAUACAAGAAGGUGGAAGGUUGCCUACCAAGAAGGAAAGUCCCAAACGGUUAAAGGGAGAUAUCAGCAUUUUGGCAGAAGGUGUGAUCAUGAGCAACACUCUUAUCAACAGUGUUGGCAAAGCCCCUCUAUAUUUCUUUGAUGAUGCUAGUCUCUCACUUGGUCAUGUGGUGGUUUCCUAUGCAGUGAUUGAACCGAUGAAGAAUCUCGAAGCACACAGUCUGGAAGUGUCCUAUGCUACACACUGGAAGAGAAGGAACCAGGCACUCAAUGUGGGGCACAGAGGAAUGGGAAGAUCACUCAAAGACCACUCUCUAAUCACCGAUCCUAAUGCGGAUGAACUGGUGUCCAUUCCUGAAAACACCAUCUAUUCUUUCAAGGAAGCUGCUACCCAUGGGGCUGACUUUGUUGAGUUUGAUGUCCAUGUCACCAAAGAUGGUUUUCCAGUCUUGUUCCAUGAUUUCCAGUUCUCAUUGUGCAUGCAAGAGCCUGGGAGUUCAACGAAUACGCACAUUGCAAAGCUUGCCAUCAAGGAUAUGACUCUUGAACAACUAGCUGUCAUCAGAAAACUAGCUCCUGUUGGGAAAGGGACGACAGACUUUUUGUGUGAAACUACGACAGCAGUUGAAGAAGAUGCUCUAGCCUUUGGUGAACUGCAGACGGCCUUGCAGACUGUUCCAGUACAUUGUGGUUUCGACAUAGAAAUCAAAUACCCAAUGGUCUGUGAGAAGUCUGGCCCUGAGUACGAUGGAACCCCUAUGGACAUGAAUCAAUCAUUGGAUGCAAUCCUUAGAGUGGUCCUCAAGUAUGGUGGGCAGAGAAGGAUAUUCUUUUCAGCCUUCAACCCAGACGUCUGUGCCAUGAUUCGUCUGAAGCAGUGCAAGUAUCCGGUCAUGAUGUGUAACUUUGGAAGAACCUCCCUGUACGAGUCCUACAAUGACCCCAGAAGUGUGUGUGUUGAGAACAGUAUCCUCACAUCUCGUGCUUAUCAGAUCUUGGGACUGUGUGGUCAUAGUGAGGACUAUAUCAAGGAUCCAAGCUUGGUGAAGUCAUGCCACAGCAAUGGUCUGACCUUGAUGUGCUGGGGGGAAGGAACGGUAGAUCCUAGCAUCAGGCAGAAGCUUUCAGAUGUGGGUGUGGAUGGCGUCAUUCAUGACAGAAUGGCCAGCUUUGCUCUUGGAACUAAGAACACCUUUGAAUCUCUGGAAGAACUCAAGAGUGGACGAACAUAGCCUCUAACCUGGUCAACAAGCAACUCGUCACAUCCCUUGUGUUUAGACUAUGCAAGACUUAUUCAGGGAGAUGUUUCACAAAGAAUCUAAGUGAAACUUUACUCUAAGUUGAACUUAAAUAUUAUGGAGAGCUAUUUGUAG